This is a messenger RNA of Gadus morhua (Atlantic cod), 1293 nucleotides long. It is a transcript of the gene drc9, whose product is annotated as dynein regulatory complex subunit 9. Gene Ontology annotation, molecular function: protein binding. The coding region runs from base 174 to 1160 and encodes 328 amino acids. The transcript has 11 exons. Gene Ontology annotation, biological process: sperm axoneme assembly; cilium organization. NCBI's taxonomy places the organism in Eukaryota, Metazoa, Chordata, Actinopteri, Gadiformes, Gadidae. The record is from RefSeq and is a predicted model, not a curated record. Gene Ontology annotation, cellular component: cytoplasm; sperm flagellum.
GUUUCCAUAGUGAUCUACGCAAACAAUAAGAUCAGUGGAGGGAGUUUACCUGAGGAUAUCGCAGAGUAUCCUAUCUAUUAAAUGUAUUAUUUUGUUUAGAUUGUAAUCUUUUAGUUUAACGAUCGAUUGAAAGCCGCAAAUCCUAGAAUCUGCCUGUCAUCCAUCACUCAAGAAUGGAGAAGGUGUGCAGUGAGAGACAGCCUCAACCAUAUCAUAACGGCAGGAUGAGGUGGUCCCAGGUGCUUGGCGUGUGUGUGGUGUUGGAGGACUCAGCCGACCAGCUCGCCGUUCUCAGUCACAUCAUGGUGGAGCCGAGGACCAAUCAGAAGCAGGGGGAGUGGCAAGAGGACCACCUGGAUAAGAUGGACCGAGACAGGCAAUAUGUGAGAGAGGUGAUAGGCAGAGCGGUGUCUGAGCUGAGAGCGAGACAGUUGUACUGCAGUCUUCUCCAGGAUGUGCAAGAAGAGGCAGCGGGACGAGCUGCCCUCCAUGAUGUCAUCACCAGAGCAGAGGAUGGUUUCAGGAGGACAGACCAGCUGCAGAAACAUCUGCAGAACGUCCACCAACAAGGCAGCCUGGACCUCCAGCGACGGGAGGAGCUGGCGGCCGUCCUGCAGGACAGUCUGCAGGAGGUGAAGGAGAGGACGAGUCGGGAGGGCCGCUACGUGGGCUCCAGCGGUCAGCUGCUCCUCUUCCAGACCAACAAACUCAACAGCAGAGCUCAGACCACACUGGAGAACCGCAGCGCAUUGCUCCUGAUUCAGCUGGAGGAGGAGCAGAGGAAUCACCAGGUGUCAAUCACCUUCCUGAAGGAGCAACAGAGGAUGCUGGGAGAGAGGCUGGAGGAGCUGAUGGGGAGGUACGAGGAGGCGCUGGAGGAGAAGCAGGAGGAGCUGGGCUCCCUGAAGACCAGAAGGACCCAGAACCUGCUCCUCCUGAAGGAGCUGGCUCAGAAGUAUAGAGAGAGUGAGCAGGUUGUUAUUCAGGAUAGGGUUGAGAAGGAGAAUCUUCGCAGGAGGCGGGAGUAUGAGGAGCUGCAGAAACAUGCUGCUACCAAGAUCCAGGCGUGGUGGCGGGGCUGUGCGGUUCGCCGCGGGCCCUUGAAGCGAGGGAAGACGAAGGAGAGCAAGAAGAAGACGAAGAAGAAGAAGAAGACAUGAACUUCCUCAUCUUACAGUCAUGGAAACCUUGGGGGGCAUUCUUACUGCAUUCACAGUCUCUGGAUAUUUCAAUGAUGUCAAACGCAAUUAAAGGAAUGUUGGAAUGUUGACGACAGAGUCAACAAGAAUACAA